CGGAAAGCAGCGGCCCGCGGCGCGCUCUGGCGUGAAGGGCCGGUACGUGAGGGGGAGGCCUGGCCCGCGGACCCGGCUCCCAGCUCGGGCAGUUCUUACAGCCCAGCUCUGUGCUCUGCUCUCUGCUGGCUCCAGGAGGGGUCCUCACUCGCUGACCACACUGACCUCAGGACCAAGGGAACAAAACACAGCAGGGGCAAUCCAUCCGGUCCACGGAGAAGUGCUAAACCCCAAAGGGUAAAUGAGAUUCCCACAGGAGGAGCAGGGAGGGGACAACAGGCAGGGUGGAGGGAACAGCAUGAGGAACAGCAUUUGAGCCCAGCGUGUGUGGCCUCCAUGUGCUGAAUGUGUACUGGAUACCAAGCUUGCUCCACGGAGGCCCUGUGAAGGUGGCUGUGGAUCACAGAUAUCCUCAGCUCUCUCCAGAGCUCAACACAGUACCAGAUGCUCCAGAAAUGUUUGCUGAACUGAAUUUGAUUGGAAAGGAAAACAGAGCCCCAGGCCUGCGUGGUGGCUCACGUCUGUAAUCCCAGCACUGUGGGAGGCCAAGGCAGACGGAUCACUUGAGGUCAGGAGUUCAAGACCAGCCUGGCCAACAUGGUCCCAGCUGCAGGGCAGCCAUGAGCCUGGUGGCCUGUGAGUGCCUGCCCAGCCCCGGCCUGGAGCCUGAGCCUUGCUCACGAGCACGGUCCCAAGCUCGCGUGUACCUGGAGCAGAUUCGCAACAGGGUGGCUCUGGGAGUGCCUGACAUGACAAAACGUGACUAUCUGGUGGAUGCGGCCACGCAGAUCCGGCUGGCCCUGGAGCGCGAUGUUAGUGAGGACUAUGAGGCGGCCUUCAACCACUAUCAGAAUGGCGUGGACGUGCUGCUCCGUGGCAUACACGUUGACCCCAACAAGGAGCGACGUGAGGCUGUGAAGCUGAAAAUUACCAAAUACCUGCGGCGGGCAGAGGAGAUCUUCAACUGCCACCUGCAGCGGCCACUGAGCAGUGGAGCCAGCCCCAGCGCGGGUUUCAGCAGCCUGAGGCUCCGGCCCAUUCGCACGCUGAGCUCUGCCGUGGAGCAGCUGAGGGGCUGCAGGGUGGUCGGGGUCAUCGAGAAGGUGCAGCUGGUCCAGGACCCGGCAACCGGAGGGACCUUUGUGGUGAAGAGCCUACCCAGGUGCCACAUGGUGAGCAGGGAGCGGCUGACCAUCAUCCCACACGGAGUCCCCUACAUGACGAAGCUGCUCAGGUACUUUGUGAGCGAGGACUCCAUCUUCCUGCACCUGGAGCAUGUGCAAGGAGGCACUCUCUGGUCCCACCUGCUCUCCCAGGCGCACUCCCGACAUUCUGGGCUCAGCUCUGGCUCUACCCAGGAGAGGAUGAAGGCUCAGCUCAACCCCCACCUCAACCUCCUGACCCCAGCGAGGCUUCCCUCAGGCCAUGUCCCUGGCCAGGACAGAAUCGCCCUGGAGCCUCCUAGGACUUCUCCGAACCUUCUCCUAGCUGGGGAGGCCCCAUCCACCAGACCCCAGAGGGAGGCUGAAGGUGAACCCACAGCCAGGACCAGCACCUCUGGCUCCUCGGACCUUCCAAAGGCCCCAGGUGGCCACCUGCACCUUCAAGCUAGGAGGGCUGGCCAGAACUCAGACGCUGGGCCCCCUCGGGGGCUCACUUGGGUUCCUGAGGGGGCCAGCCCGGUGCUAGGGGGCUGUGGCCGAGGCAUGGAUCAGAGCUGCCUGUCAGCAGAUGGGGCCGGCCGGGGCUGUGGCAGGGCCACCUGGAGUGUGAGAGAGGAGCAGGUGAAGCAGUGGGCGGCAGAGAUGCUGGUAGCGCUGGAGGCGCUGCACGAGCAGGGGGUGCUGUGCCGGGACCUCCACCCCGGGAACCUGCUCCUGGACCAGGCAGGUCACAUCCGGCUCACAUAUUUUGGCCAGUGGUCAGAGGUGGAGCCCCAGUGCUGCGGGGAGGCCGUGGACAAUCUCUACAGCGCCCCAGAGGUGGGUGGGAUUUCCGAGCUGACGGAAGCCUGUGACUGGUGGAGCUUUGGGUCUCUACUGUAUGAACUGCUGACGGGAAUGGCAUUGUCCCAGAGCCACCCUUCAGGAAUCCAGGCCCACACCCAGCUCCAGCUGCCCGAGUGGCUCAGUCGCCCAGCGGCCUCUCUGCUGACUGAGCUGCUGCAGUUCGAGCCUACCCGGCGCCUGGGCAUGGGAGAAGGUGGUGUCAGCAAACUCAAGUCCCAUCCCUUUUUCAGUACCAUCCACUGGAGCAAACUGGUGGGUCAACAGACCCGUUGAGCAUGUGGACUCACCAUGUUAAAGGUUGCCUUCUGUGGCACUGGCGCUGAGCUGUUGACCACCUGCUGCACCCUACUGUGAGGUUCUGUGACUCACUCACUGCCAUGUUGUGCCCCACUCAGGACAUCUCUGGAGACUCAUCUCAGGACACUGAUCCACUGGCUCAGUGGACCCAAACCAGACUGUCCUGGCUAGUCCUCUUAGUCCCACAGCGAGUAGGCCUCUUCCACCAGAAGCUGUUCCUGCAGCUGGGGAGGCCCAGAAGCAGGGGUGCCAUCUGUUGUGCAGGGAGGGAUGAGGUAGCGGACAGGAUGACCCCUCUCCCCCCCGAUUCCUGACCAUGCCCCCUAUCUUGUGAUUUCAGACUUGGGAGAGCAAAAGGGAGGGGAAGAAAAUAAGAGGAAUGGGGGGAGGAAGGAAUGCAUGGCUCUGCCCCUUAGAGCAAGUCUGAAACCAGAAUCAAGCGUCCUCCUCCCCAGUGGGCCUAUCUGUGUGGGGGAAGAGGGGCAGCCUGCCCCAGGGGUGCAGGAGGACAGCAAUUCAGCCUCCAGGCCAAAGCAGUUUAGACAAGGUGUGCCCAUCAGGACUCCCUCUCAGGCCUUGGCUGUUUACCAUGUCACUGCCUACUGUGACUUCAUGCCCUUUUGGGAUAAGAAACCACAAAACGCAUGGAACAACUAUCCAUGGCUCUUAGCCAGAAAUGUCUUGCCUCUGGUCUCUGAAAAGCUGGGGUGAGUGGUUACCCCAAAGACAAUUGCCUCCAGUUUGGGGGCUCCUCUCAGGGUUCACCCUGUCACCGGGGUGUGGGACCGACCUGGGAAAUUUCCACUAGAGUUUUGCCCUCAGCUCCUCCCUGCCAGUAUCCCAGUCACCACCAGGUGGCGCUUCUGACACGGUCCACGUGCCUGGCUCUGAAGGCCCAACAACUGUCAGGCCAGACCCCCUCACUCAUGGUGGGGAGACUUGACUUCCUCGGGCUCUUCAGGAGACUGAGACAGAGAAGACAAGUGAAAGCGCAGCCUGUACAUGACUCUCUGUGGUCCACGUCCUGCCUCUCCCUGGGGUUUACGCGGCCCCAAUAAAGCCUGCUCUGGCCUA
Molecule: messenger RNA, 3380 nt
Organism: Pan troglodytes (chimpanzee)
Lineage: Eukaryota; Metazoa; Chordata; Mammalia; Primates; Hominidae
Gene: RPS6KL1
Product: ribosomal protein S6 kinase like 1
Exons: 13
Coding region: 621-2282 (553 amino acids)
Biological process (GO): protein phosphorylation
Molecular function (GO): protein kinase activity; ATP binding
Source: RefSeq, a predicted model, not a curated record